GUUCCUGUCAGCCGGCGGAUCCCAUCGCCGGUUCCCCAUUGCCCCGCUCUUUUCGCGUGGGCCCCGAGGUGGAGGGACGAGCAAAAAAUGGCGGAGCGGAGCCAGACGGCGCCUGAGGCAGGCAAUGAUAUAGGAAAUGAUGAUGUCAUCGGAGGAAAUGUGAGCAAACAUACUGUGUUUCCAAGUGGAUACUGUGGACAGCCCAAGAAAGGACAUCUUAUGUUUGAUGCUUGUUUUGAAAGUGGUAACCUUGGACGAGUGGACCAGGUCUCUGAGUUUGAGUAUGAUCUAUUCAUAUCGCCGGAUACCUGUAAUCCACGCUUUCGAGUUUGGUUCAACUUUACUGUUGAAAAUGUGAAAGAAUCACAGAGAGUCAUUUUCAAUAUUGUUAACUUCAGCAAAACCAAGAGUCUUUACAGAGAUGGAAUGGCCCCUAUGGUGAAAUCUACCAGCAGGCCAAAAUGGCAAAGACUUCCCCCUAAAAAUGUUUACUACUACCGCUGCCCAGAUCAUAGAAAAAAUUAUGUGAUGUCCUUUGCAUUUUGUUUUGACCGAGAAGAAGAUAUUUACCAAUUUGCAUACUGCUACCCGUAUACAUACACCCGCUUCCAACAUUACCUUGACAACCUGCAAAAGAGAAAUAUGGAUUAUUUCUUUCGGGAGCAGCUUGGUCAGAGCGUGCAACACCGGCAACUUGACCUCUUGACAAUAACCAGCCCUGAAAACCUUCGGGAAGGGGCAGAGCAGAAGGUGGUGUUCAUCACAGGCCGAGUGCACCCUGGAGAAACACCCUCUUCAUUUGUUUGCCAAGGAAUCAUUGACUUCCUCGUUAGUCAGCACCCUAUUGCCCGUGUGCUACGGGAUUACUUGGUCUUCAAGAUUGCACCAAUGCUCAAUCCUGAUGGAGUCUACCUGGGCAAUUACAGGUGCUCUCUGAUGGGGUUUGAUCUGAACCGUCACUGGCUGGAUCCCUCUCCAUGGGCCCAUCCUACACUGCACGGGGUGAAGCAGCUCAUUGUCCAGAUGUACAACGACCCAAAAACAAGCCUGGAGUUUUAUAUUGACAUCCACGCCCACUCCACCAUGAUGAAUGGCUUCAUGUAUGGCAACAUCUUUGAGGAUGAGGAACGGUUCCAGCGACAGGCCAUUUUCCCCAAACUCCUCUGCCAGAAUGCUGAGGACUUUUCCUACUCAAGCACAUCUUUUAACAGAGAUGCGGUGAAAGCAGGAACUGGCCGUCGUUUUCUUGGGGGGCUGCUGGACCACACGUCCUAUUGCUAUACCCUGGAGGUCUCUUUCUACAGCUACAUCAUUGGGGGAACCACAGCUGCUGUGCCCUACACUGAAGAAGCCUAUAUGAAGCUUGGACGAAAUGUGGCAAGAACAUUUUUGGAUUAUUACCGACUGAAUCCCAUGGUGGAGAAAGUGGCGAUUCCCAUGCCAAGGCUGCGGAAAGAAAAACCCCCUUCCUACAAGCACCCACAUCUACGGGGCUCGGCCAGCAACUGCCCCAAUGGCAAAGGGGACAAGAAGAAUUCAGUGAACCACAAAGACCCUUCAAAUUCUUUUUAAAGACAUGGGGUUGGUCCAGAAAAGUCUUGUGGAGGCAAAACAUGCAUUUCCUGCUGGAGUGGAGUGGGGUGAUUUUAAUCACCCUUCUUUAGUUUCCAAGAUAAAAAUUGUUGGGAUAAUGAAUAAGCUAGUGAAAGAUAAAUGGAAAAUGAAAAAUUCCACCAUUGAUCUUUUUUCCUUCUACCAAUAGAAAAUCAAUUGUGAGACUUCAGCUUAAGGCUCCCGAACAAAAUAAGACACUCAAGCCAGGCAGGUACAGAUGCUUUUUCCCACAACAUGGAGAUUCUCACUGGAAAGAGAGAAAUCUUUUAAAAGGUUUGACAUCUUAGGUCAGUGCUUUCAAAGUCCCCUUAACUUAUUAAGUCGUAUAGUUAUUCCAGUAAGUUACCUUUUAAAUAGCUUCUGGUUGGUUGUUGGCAGUGUAGAAAUGCUGCAGCCAUACUUGCUAAUUCCAAGCAACAACAACUGUAUGUAUAAUUCAAAGACAUUGGGACCAAGGGGACACAAUUUUUGAAAUCACAGUAGUCCUAGACACAGGGUCAGUGAAUGCAUUUGUAAACUGCCUGACCACGGAAGAGGUGGUUAUUGCUAACCUAUCAGGAAGGGCUGGUUGAUUGCCAGCUAAGGCAAGUGCAAAAGACAAAGAGUGCAGUGCAGGGCAGGUGGGAGUGAUAAAAUAAACAAGACAGUAGCAAUUCCCAGGGUGGGGCAAGCACAAUAUUGUGCGUUUUUCUGAAGAGUACAAGUGCCUUUGUAUGAUGAAUGGGUCUGGGGAGGCAGCUCCCUUCCUGCCUGCCUAGCAGAAGGCUGAGUCACCAUGACAGCCUGCUAAUUAAAAUGACCUCCGGAAAUGAGGAUUAGGAGAUAGGGAGAGGAAGGCGAACUCAGGGGAGAUAGGGCCUUUAGCACAAACCUCCAGUUACAUAUUCUUUUCUUUGGGUUGGUGAUUUUUGAAGUGUGUUGCAAAAAUUGAGAGCAAAUCUUAUUCUCCCUUUGCUUAUUGGUUUUUGGAAAAGAUAACAAAGAACCAUAUGUUAGUUGGCAACAAAUAUCUUGUUGUAUAUACUCCCCUGGGUUCUUGUUGCCCAGAGGAACACAAAUAAAAUGUUUAUGCAGCUUG
This is a messenger RNA of Suncus etruscus (white-toothed pygmy shrew), 2692 nucleotides long. It is a transcript of the gene AGBL4, whose product is annotated as AGBL carboxypeptidase 4. Gene Ontology annotation, molecular function: zinc ion binding; metallocarboxypeptidase activity. Gene Ontology annotation, biological process: proteolysis. NCBI's taxonomy places the organism in Eukaryota, Metazoa, Chordata, Mammalia, Eulipotyphla, Soricidae. The record is from RefSeq and is a predicted model, not a curated record.